AUGUCACUAAAGCCUAAACGAGUUGAUUUUACUCAGAUAUGGACUGCAUUGCAAGAGACAAUAAACAAUGUACUAACAUUAUCAUAUGUUCCACGUGCAACAUGGAAUGAUAGAUUCAGCGAUGUGUAUUCAUUAUGUGUGGCAUAUCCAGAACCACUUGCCGAUCAAUUAUAUAAUGAGACAGAAAGCUUCUUGAAGAAUCAUGUCUUCCAGUUGUUAACAAAAGUUCGUGCCCAAGAUGAAUCCAGUGUGCUGCAAGCAUAUUAUAAAGCUUGGACAGAAUAUUCACAGGGCAUUAACUACUUGCAUCACUUAUACUUAUAUCUGAAUCAACAUCAUAUUAAAGGGCAAAAGCUUUCAGAGGCAGAACUUAUCUAUGGCACAUUUUCUGCAGCUGCUUAUUGCCAAGAGCAAAUGGAAAUAGGAGAACUUGGUUUAGAUAUUUGGAAAAGGAUGAUGAUUGUACCAUUAAAGAAACAACUGGUGUCUUUAUUGUUAGAAAACAUUCAUGCAGACAGAGUUGGUACAUCUCUCUCAGCAAGUACAGAAGUUACUUGUGGUGUGAUACAAAGUUUUGUUCGAGUUGAGGAGUACAAAAUUAAGGGACAAGUGGAUAUGUAUCAAGAAAUUUUUGAAACACCUUUCCUUGAGGCUAGUGGAGAGUUUUUUAUGAGGGAAGCAUCUGAGUUGCUUCAACAAUCGGACGUAACGCAUUAUAUGGAAAGAGUUACGUGGCGACUCGUUGAGGAAGAACUUCGAGCUAAUAAGUUUCUUCAUUCAAGCUCUGCGCCUAAAGUGAUACAAUGCUGUGAAGAAAAAAUGAUAGCAACACACGUGGAGUGGCUUUAUAAGGAAGCAGAGAGUAUGAUAGAAAAUGAACGUAGAAGGGAUUUGACACUCCUUUAUCCAUUGCUGAGGCCAUUACCUCAAGGUUUAGCACCACUUGUACAAAAACUUACUCAACACAUUACUCAGCAAGGACUACAAGCAAUUGGCUCUUUACAAGGAGAAAAUAUACAUACACAAUUUGUGGAAAGCAUGCUGGACGUGCAUCACAAAUAUUCGGAAUUGAUUAAAGAUGUGUUCCGAGCCGAUCAAGCUUUUGUAACUGCUCUUGGUAAAGCUUGCUCGGUUGUCGUAAAUCAUAAGCCCAUUCCACGGCAACCAGCUAGAGCCCCUGAACUUCUUGCUAAAUAUUGCGACUCCUUGUUGAAAAAAACUGCCAAGGCCGCAUCAGAAGGUGAAAUAGAGGAAAAACUAGCACGUUGUAUCACCGUGUUCAAAUACGUUGAUGAUAAGGAUGUUUUCCAGAAGUUUUACGCGCGGAUGUUGGCGAAGCGUUUAAUUCAUCAACAAUCGCAAUCAAUGGAUGCCGAGGAAUCAAUGAUCGAUCGUUUAAAACAGGCUUGUGGCUAUGAGUUCACGAAUAAGCUACAUCGAAUGUUUACCGACAUGUCCGUUUCGGGGGAUUUGAAUGCCAAAUUUACGAACAGUUUACGAAAAGGGGACAGAGAAAAUCAAUUAGGCAUCGGUUUUGUGGUGUAUGUGUUACAAGCAGGUGCCUGGCCAUUAGGUUUACCACCAUCCCCAGGUCCAUUUGAUAUUCCUCAACAAUUAGAAAAAUCUAUACAGGCGUUCGAAACUUUCUAUCACGCGCAAUUUAGCGGGCGGAAACUUACUUGGUUGCAUCACCUUUGUCAAGGGGAACUCAAGUUUAAUUACUUAAAGAAACCUUAUUUGGUCACCGUACAAACAUACCAAAUGGCAUUGCUGCUUCUUUUUGAACAUUGUGACUCGAUACAAUGCAAAGAAGCUGCCGCAUCGUUACGCUUAUCACACGAUCAAUUAGUUAAACACGCGACCAGUCUAGUGGAUUCUAAAAUUCUAAAAAAAUCAACGGAAGGAGAAUUGAAGGAGGAUACGGUGCUGACGCUCAAUUUCGAUUACCAUAAUAAGAGAACAAAAUUUCGUAUAACUGGAGCGUUGCAACGGGACGUAUCGCACGAAUGUCACGAUGUAGAAGCUACACAUCGCAGUGUCGACGACGACAGAAAAAUGUACCUGCAAGCAGCUAUAGUUCGAAUUAUGAAGAGUCGUAGGGUUUUGAGACACAAUCAACUCGUACAAGAGGUACUAAGUCAAUCUAAGGUUACAUUUGCACCAUCAAUCAGCAUGAUUAAAAAAUGUAUCGAAGCCCUUAUAGAUAAGCAGUAUAUCGAACGUACGCCAAAUAACGCAGAUGAGUAUUCGUACGUCGCAUGAUUUUAUUGUACCAUCUGUCACCAUCAUUAAUUUAUUUCAUUCAGGGUACUUCUUGAUCGUUCAUGCUACGAUAAUAUUUGCUAAUGUUUUCAUAAAACGAUUAACUUUUGUCUUACCGAAUACAUCUCGGUAAGGAGAAACGAUAUUCUCUUUAAACGACACUUUCAAAACCGAAUCUCCCAUUUGAAAGAUCAAAGAAAGCAUCCUGAAUUGCUUACUUGCUCCUAAAUCAACCAAUUAAUAACUUAGUUGAUUCAAUGACUUGUAAUAUAUGUG
Molecule: messenger RNA, 2538 nt
Organism: Habropoda laboriosa
Lineage: Eukaryota; Metazoa; Arthropoda; Insecta; Hymenoptera; Apidae
Gene: Cul2
Product: cullin-2
Exons: 7
Coding region: 1-2262 (753 amino acids)
Biological process (GO): SCF-dependent proteasomal ubiquitin-dependent protein catabolic process; protein ubiquitination
Cellular component (GO): Cul2-RING ubiquitin ligase complex; SCF ubiquitin ligase complex
Molecular function (GO): ubiquitin protein ligase binding
Source: RefSeq, a predicted model, not a curated record